AUGGCCGAGCCGGAGCGCCGUCGAAGGCGACCCACAACCAACUGUGCCCGGUCCAGGACAAAAGAGCCAUGUGUCUACGAUCAGGAGCCACAGCCAGCACGACCUGGACCACGAUCAAUCCAGCCUGACCUUCGUCGUGCUCCUGGGCAAGUGCCCAGAGUGGCGGCGUCGGCCACUCCAACAUGCCCGGAUUCAUCAGCUACUACUGCAGCAGAGCCCGCCUCUCCCGCGACUGAUGCUGCCCAAAUUCCGGCUCGUAACCUCGACUUGAUGCAGAGCAGGAUUGAACAGCUGGAGCAGCAGCUGUAUAAGGCUACGUCGAGGCCUACACCCGCCGCGCAAAUUAAAACUCCUGCCUCCGAGAUCGAGACAACAUCAUCCAAAUUCGCAGGCACAUUCCAUGUGCACCGAACCAGCAGCUUGUUCGGCCGCUCUGAGUUGAUUGCUAUUCCCGUGACCAAAAACUUUGUCGCCAUAAUCGAGCCGUAUCUCCGGGAAGGCAAGCCCAAAGUGUUGGACAUCGUAGACAAAUGCAAGACUCUCGCACGGAUCAUCAAGAGCCAACGAGCACCUCCAUGGCCCACGCCACCAACCACGGAUCUGCCUCCAAGGCAUCUUGCUGAUAUUCUUGUUAACCGAUAUCUCGAGACUAUUGAGACGGUGUACAGGGUUUUGCACAUUCCGUCGUUCAAGAGAGACUAUGAAGCUAUCUGGACCAACCCAAGCACCAAGCCCGAGACUCACUUCAUCGUCCAACUCAAGCUCGUUCUCGCUCUGGGCGCUGUCACCUACGACCAGAAUUUCUCUUUGCGACCUGAAGCAACAAGAUGGAUCUAUGAAGCCCAGACCUACCUCUCCGAGCCUAUUUUUAAACCUCGUCUCAGAAUCCAGGUCGUUCAGACCCGUAUUCUCCUCCUACUCGCCAUGGAGAAUGUCGAUGUCAGCGGCGACAGCGUCUGGAUCGCGGCAGGCUCGCUCAUACGGACAGUCGUAACAAUGGGUCUUCACCGUGACCCAAGCCGUCUUCCCGAGAUGACACCGUUUGCUGCAGAGAUGAGGCGGCGGCUGUGGAACACCAUCCUGGAGAUAUCCCUGCAGGCAAGCAUCUCCAAGGGUGGACCACCGCUGCUUUCAACCGACGACUUCGAUGCAGAGGCACCAAGGAAUAUCGACGACGAGGCGCUUACGGCUGGGCUCAACCAGGUACCCAUCGACAACAACGGUCCAACUUCUGUGUCGGUCGCAAGAGCAUUGCGGGCUACAUACCCUGUGAGACUAAAGGUCGCCAAAUUCCUGAACGACCUCAACAUAACAGGCCCGACAUACGAGGAAACGCUGCAGCUCGAUGCCGAAGUCAGGGAAGCGUUCAAAGAGUUUCGCCGCAGUCUCCAUCCGCUCCGAAACCAGCCAUCGAUGAAAUUCGCAAUCGACGCCUCCGAGUUCAUCAUGAACCGGUACCUCUCCUCGCUGCACAUGCCCUACUUCGCAGCGUCGCUCCGCUCCCCAGCCUACGCGUUUUCGCGACAGGUCGUGGUCGACGUUCUUCUCAAGAUCUGGUGCGCGGCCUGGCCAACCUCGUCCAUCGCCAGCCCGACAAUCUCGGCACCGACUUCCAACCCAACGCCACCAACAGGCCGGUCAGAAACUAGCGAGGACCUCCUCGCGAGGCUCAUCACCUGCGGGUCGGGCUUCUUCCGCUCCGUCGCCAUCCAGGUCUCGUUUACAAUACCGACGGAGCUGCACGCGCAUCUGCAGGACGACGAGGGCCUCGGCCCGACGCGCCUGAGGCGGGACCUCGCGGCCGUGACAGAGGAGGUCCAUGCCUGGUCCUGGCGCUGCAUGGAGGCGGGUGAGGUCAGCGUCAAGGGCUUCCUGAUGUCAGGCCUGAUGAUGGCCCAGACCAAGGUCCUCCAGAGCGGGGGAACAAUGGACGGGGACGAGCUCGCGAGAUUCCUGACCGAGGAGGGCGAGAAGGCUGCGGAGGGGUGCGUGCCGCUCCUGGAGGCCAUGGUGGAGAGGACCAAACAGAACGGGGACGGCGCGCCGGCCCUGGUGGACGAUUUGGGCCCGUCGCCGGGCUUGACGGAGGACUGGGACGUCACGCGUAUGACCGACGCAAUGUUCAUGCCUGAAGGUCAGGGUUCUAUGAGCUGGUUUGACACGGACACCAUGCCAGGCCUGUAUUUCUGGUGA
This is a messenger RNA of Diaporthe amygdali, 2193 nucleotides long. RefSeq lists its product as uncharacterized. Gene Ontology annotation, biological process: DNA-templated transcription; regulation of transcription by RNA polymerase II. The coding region runs from base 1 to 2193 and encodes 730 amino acids. The transcript has 5 exons. The record is from RefSeq and is a predicted model, not a curated record. Gene Ontology annotation, molecular function: DNA-binding transcription activator activity, RNA polymerase II-specific; zinc ion binding; RNA polymerase II cis-regulatory region sequence-specific DNA binding. Gene Ontology annotation, cellular component: nucleus. NCBI's taxonomy places the organism in Eukaryota, Fungi, Ascomycota, Sordariomycetes, Diaporthales, Diaporthaceae.